Messenger RNA from Rhinolophus ferrumequinum (greater horseshoe bat), 2407 nucleotides. RefSeq names its product clarin 3 (gene CLRN3). The record is from RefSeq and is a predicted model, not a curated record. The transcript is spliced from 3 exons. Lineage: Eukaryota; Metazoa; Chordata; Mammalia; Chiroptera; Rhinolophidae. Bases 152 to 841 code for a protein of 229 amino acids.
AUUACCCUUCCUAUGAGCAGCGAGCUUUUAUAGUUUACAACAAAUUAUUAGACUCCAUUUCUAAAUUCUGGACUUCAAAUGAAAAGGUCCAAAAAUAUUAUAAAAAGUAUAUGUAUAUUUUUUAUCCUAGGACCCUUUUUUUCCUGAGAAAAUGCCUACGACAAAGAAAACAUUGAUGUUCUUAGCAAGCUUUUUCACUAGCUUUGGAUCUUUUGUUGUGAUUUGUGCUAUUCUUGGGAAUCGAGAAUGGAUCAGCAGUAUAGUCGCCAUUAGCGAUUCUUCUUCCAACGGCAGUAUUGCGAUCAACUACGGACUCUUUCAUGGUCACAGCACUCAAGAACUGAAUCAUGGACUUGCAGAACCAGACAAAGAUUUUGAAGUUUUAGGGAGCUUGAGUGACUCUUCCCCUAAAAUUCUGCAUUUGGCGGUUAUCCUGUGCCUGGUCAUCAGUUUGUCCACCUCGCUGCUGAGUUCUGGAUUCACCUUCUACAACAGCAUCAGCAACCCCUACCAGACGUUCCUGGGGCCCAUUGGGGUGUUCACGUGGAGUGGGCUCAGCGCAUCCUUCACUUUCCUGGCAAUGCUACUGUGUGUGGGGAACGUCCAGUCCAAUCACCUCUCAGAAGAUUUGGCCCAGACGCUUUACCCGCACUAUUCACCAGCCACUGACGGAAGAACGACCCACAGAUAUGGGUACUCAUUUUGGCUCAUGCUGCUCAUCAUUCUUCUAGAUAUUAUCACCGUGGUCAUCAUUUUUUUCUACCAGAAGGCCAGAUACCAGCAGAAGCAGGAGCAGAGAAAGCCAAUGGAAUAUGCUCCAAGGGAUGGAAUUUUAUUCUGAAUUCUAUUCUAUGUCAUAUUGUCCUUAGGUCUAGUCUAUCAUAUGUCAGCUCCCUGAACAAUAACUGGUUAGCUUGUCUGGACAAUCAGCAUGGUUAAGUGCAGCCCUGAUUGACCGUCAUUUUGUGAUAAUAGUUUUUGUAUCUCAUGACACUAUGUUCUUUAUAAAUGAUGUCCUUUGGAAAAAGGUCCUUCCCACGAGGGUGGGGAAGCUGAAAGGGAAAGCUCUCCAUCUAUGUAUCAUUCAAAGUGGUCCAAUGAUUAUGAGCCUGUGGACCCUUCUGACCCAGUCUCACCCUCUGAAAUAAUAAAGAUUUGUAUCACGCAACUUUCCUUUGAGUAGCUCAAAGCAUGUCAGCACCUAUGAUCUCAUUCCUGGUCAGGAGAGACCAGGUAUUUCUUUAUUUCACUCUGUGAAUGAAGACUUCCAAGUACAGAGGGAUUCAGAACUCAUCUUUCUAGAAACAAGUGUUGGAGGCGAGACUUUGGAGUGAAUGACCUGGCCUUCUGGAGCCUUUGUCACUGACAUAGCAAACCCAGUGGUGGGUAGAAGUGCUGAUACUCGUUUUUGAGGUUCCAAGGUGGAGAAGAGAUUGAAAGUGAAAAGAUAGAGAAAAGAUAAAAAUUACAAACCUACCACCUGUAUGUUAAGGAGGCUAAACAUAUUCCAGUUUGAAAGGGUUCUAGUGAAUUCAGUCAAAAAGAAAUAUAACAUUGCAACAAGUUCUAGCAACCAUCCCUCCAACGAACCCUCUGCUUUCUUGCUGUGGUGUCGACACAGAUGUCAUUGGUCCAAUGGGAGUGUCUCACCCAUCAGCAGAGCUGAGGAAGAAGGGUUAGAGACGGGUUACCACUGUUUUCAGGCUUUCCUUGAGUCAGAGCCAAGGCACAUGAAGAACACAGGCAUUGGGUGCCCUCUUGGCAUAGGUGGGUGAAACUGGAUCAGGGUGUCAUUUUUUUCAGGAAAAUUUAAAGAAGUCCCAGAAUGGAUUCGACCUACUUUACCAGUAGUGUAUUCUUCCAGAAAAUCACUUUGAGGAGCUUUUGGGCUUGAAUAUCCCAUAAGUCAGUCAGGCUGAAUACUGAUGGGAUUCUGAGAUAGUCAACUUCCAUGUCUUAAUGGAACCAGAGCCAAGUGAAGCAGAAUUCCCUUAGUGUGAUUUACAUAGUGUAAGCUCUUGGGGCAGGAAGACGUGUCCUUUGCGAAGAGAUCGAGAAUUAAUGACCUUCUGACCUGCAAUUGUUUUUGUAACAAUCUGUUGUAUUAAUAAUGUUUUUUCAUUCAAGAAACAUGUAUUGAAUACUUGUGAUGUGAUUUGCCUGUGCAAACCUGGGUACCUGUCCCCACGGUGCUUACUGUUGAGUAGUUCAGACAGACACUCAAAAAGCGGUUAUUAGAUUCCAUGUGAAACAGGUGCUUACUCAAAAAUUAUGUAUCUUCUGGAAAAGGUCACUUGUCUCUAACUUCUCACUCCAAAGUCCUGCUAAGUCGAUGUUACUCUAAUAAAUUAACUUAUUGUGAAACUUUGAACAUAUUAAAAUAUGAUUAUCAACAGUAAAAGUUUUC